Molecule: messenger RNA, 522 nt
Organism: Scutellospora calospora
Lineage: Eukaryota; Fungi; Glomeromycota; Glomeromycetes; Diversisporales; Gigasporaceae
Source: the annotation of a GenBank genome assembly
AGCAACUGUGAACACUUUGAAAUUGAACUGAAACAAGUCCAUGAGUGGUGUAACAAAAAGCAAGAACUUCUGAAUGCAGUACUAUAUGCUUUAACACUCAAUAUAGUCAGCAAAAAUAUAGUAGUUAAGAAGGCUAAGGCUUUGGCCUGGACUGAUGAAAUUAAGAAUACUUACUCUAAUAUCACUAGCUUUAAAUUUUCUAUUUUCUGGUUGAGUCAGUUCUUAUGUCAUAAUAAUCUUUCGAACUGUAGAUGUACAACUAUUAUGCAAUACCUUUUAGCAGCUUUGACUAAAAAACAAAGUAAAUUCCUUAGUUUGAUUUUGUUCAAAUGUAAUCAGUAUAACUACCCUGUUAGAUAUAUUGGUAAUAUAAAUGAAACGUCUUUAGUAUUUGAUAUGCCUAGUCUAGUAAUCCUUGAAAAAUGUAGAGCAAAGACAGUAAGCAUCAGAACUACCAGGCAUGAAAAAGCAUACUUUACUGUGAUUCUUAGAUAUCUUGCAGAUAGAAUGAAACUUCUACCU